This is a messenger RNA of Meleagris gallopavo (turkey), 335 nucleotides long. The record is from RefSeq and is a predicted model, not a curated record. NCBI's taxonomy places the organism in Eukaryota, Metazoa, Chordata, Aves, Galliformes, Phasianidae.
CCGGGAUCUCGAUGGCCCACAGAGGGUCGGGGGAGGUGGUGAGCGGCGGGGGACGGGUGGGAGCCGGGUUGUGGGCUGUGCGAGGAAAAGGCCUCGGCUGCGGCAGGUGCCCUGGAGUAAAGCUCCCUCAUGGAGAGUGGCACUUCAAAAUGCUGAAGGGAGCUCAGCAGUUUGUUGGCAAAUCCCUCCAACCAGCACUACCUGUGUCCCAUUUGUCUUCUAAACAAGCAUCAGAAGUUGCUUUCAACUUUCAGACUGAAUUACCUAGCAAUGCUCAAGUAUGUUUGCAGAGUAAAGUUGACUGGGUGAGUACUGAGUGAAUACUGAAUAACAAA